Molecule: messenger RNA, 1520 nt
Organism: Trematosphaeria pertusa
Lineage: Eukaryota; Fungi; Ascomycota; Dothideomycetes; Pleosporales; Trematosphaeriaceae
Product: NAD(P)-binding protein
Exons: 1
Coding region: 340-1332 (330 amino acids)
Molecular function (GO): nucleotide binding
Source: RefSeq, a predicted model, not a curated record
CCUGCAUCUUCGCAACACGAAAACAUUCCGAACGCAGAUGAGUUCCUCCUAUGCUUCUCAAUUGUUAAUUGUGACUCAUGUGUGCACUCUGCUGCCCAGCUGGAUGGUUCUGCUUCCUAAGCUCUUCGCUCGUAGGAGUAAAUUUCCCCGCUUUCAUGACAUCACUCUCAUUGGACUUAGCUCGUCGGGAUACUUCCUCUUCUGGUGGGGCUCACUCCACCCAACAGAAAACUUCGCAAACAAGUAGAUGCUACAUCGCAUCCUUCCCCUUCCUCCUCCUCCUCGUCUCGACCUCUCAAUUCCUCUCCCUCUUCUAUCUCUAUUCUGCAUACUCCCAAAAUGCUCAACUUCGGUAUCAUCGGAACCAGUUGGAUAACGCACUCCUUCGUCGAGUGCGCGCACGCAACUGGAAAAUGGAACCUCGUCGCGGUCUACUCGCGGAAAGAAGAAACCGCCGCAGAGUUCGCAGGCAAAUAUGAAGGCCGAAAAGUCACGCUGUAUACGGACCUAGACGAUCUCGCCAAAGACACCAACCUCCAAGCCGUCUACAUCGCCUCGCCUAACAUUCUGCACUACUCGCAUGCCAAAGCCAUGCUCUCGGCCGGCAAACACGUCAUUCUGGAGAAGCCUAGCUGCUCCACCAGCAAAGAGCUGGACGAGCUGUUCAAGCUCUCGAAAGAAAAAGGCGUCUUCCUCAUCGAAGCAUGGCGCCACAUCCGCGAAGCCAACUUCAAGAUCCUGAAGAAAAGCAUGGAGAAGCUGGGCCAGAUCUACGGCGCAAGCAUCACGUAUGCGCAGUUCUCGGGCAGGUAUGACAAGGUGCUCAAGGGCGAGACGCCGAAUAUAUUUAACCUGGAUAUGGGCGGCGGCGCGCUGGCGGACUUGGGCGUGUAUACGGUGGCUGCUGCAGUGGACCUCUUUGGCGCACCGAAAGAUGCGCAAUACUUUCCGGUGAUCAUCAGAACGGGGGCUGAUGGCGGCGGCACGCUGAUCCUGCAUUAUGAUAACUUCGUGGUGCAUCUCUGCGGGACGAAGAUGUGGGAUUCGCAGGCGCCGAGCGAGAUUUAUGGGGAGAGGGGCACGCUGGUGGUGCCGAUGAUUACGGAUAUUGAGCAGGUUACGUUCUGGGAUCCAAGGAAGAAGAUGAGGGAAGAGUUGGGUGGGCCAAAGGAGGAGCUCAACUUGAAAGCGGAAGCGGAGGAUUUCGCUAGGAUCAUCAGCGAGAAGGAUUGGGAUGCGGCGAAGAGGUUUGAGACGCAUAGUCGGGAGACGCUGAAGAUUACGGAGAAGGUGAGGAGGGAUAAUGGGUUGUUGUUUCCUGUUGAGAGAUAGGUCGGUAGGGAUAAAGGGUCGACUCUGAGGUCAUUGCAAAAGCGAAGAGAUAGCGAGAAGGGGAUGGAGAUGAGGCGUCUAUAGACUAACCAGUUCUAGCUUAUCGAUUCCUUUGUUUCGCAACAUUUAUCACUUACUUUCGACCACCUAGGCCAGACCGCUCGCUAUGAUGCAUCGGUGACCGACAC